AUGCCGCCACGCCUCACGCCAUUUAGAACCCUGAUCGGGACGAUGGAAAAAGUUGUCACACCGACGUUCACGCAAUCAACAAGGCCUCAUCCAAGGAAAACAAAGACAAGCCUAACUUCUGUUCUUAGGGUUUUAGUUUCAACAGUACGGAUAUGGGUUUUUAUGAUUCAAUUGUUGAUGGUAUCAGUUUCUUUGAUAAACAAGUGGUUAUCCUUAAUUUUAUGUACAAAAGCUUCUGAUUUGCUGAAGAAUCUAUCACUUGAUUCGCAAGCUAAGACUACAGAAAUUCAUGAGCCCACUAAGAAGGUGAGAUAUUUUCAUCAUAUGUCUUCUAUGGAUGCUGGGAAUGGUCUGGUUCAACCUACUAAUAGAUCUGUAACCCCUUUAAUCCUGGAUUUCAUGGAUCCAACAAUGGCUUAUUAUCCAAAUGGUUAUGCUUCCUCUUACUACUAUGGAGUAUCUAAUCCCCAACAGCAGCAACAACCAAAGGAACCUGAAACUGAUUUGACCAAAGUUAAUGAGGUCGGAAUGGAAACAUCUUAUGUAGAAGAGACCAAAUCUAGAGUAGUCAUGAAGGACCUUCAACGAUGCUUUGUUUAUUACACUAUGAUAGCGGAGAUGACGAUGUUGUUGAUAGCCCUAAACAAUGGUUAUCUUAAAAUAAAUUAUCAAAGAGAAAGUUAUUCCGAGUUGGGUUAUCUUAUCUUUCUUCUUGAAAUUCUUAUAAAUGUCUUGGUAAGACUUGUUGGACCUGAUGAUCAUAUGUAUCCCGAUUCUGUGGAUGUGCGUGAUGUGGAAUUUGGUUUGGGGAUAAGAUAUAACUCAAAACCCAAAGCAGCUCCUCCUACUGGCUCAGCUAUUAAGUCACUUAGGACAGGAGUGAUGCCUCAGUUCAAAAGCAGCUUUGUUGCUGCUUCAACUUCAUCCAAUAAUUAUGGAAAUCAGGGGAGCAAGAAAAUGGUAUUGUCUGGCUUUGUUUCUGGUGGAAUCAACUUCAAGAGGAUGAAUAUAUUAUGA
Molecule: messenger RNA, 1017 nt
Organism: Lactuca saligna
Lineage: Eukaryota; Viridiplantae; Streptophyta; Magnoliopsida; Asterales; Asteraceae
Source: the annotation of a GenBank genome assembly